Diversispora eburnea is the source of this 378-nucleotide messenger RNA. The record is from the annotation of a GenBank genome assembly. Lineage: Eukaryota; Fungi; Glomeromycota; Glomeromycetes; Diversisporales; Diversisporaceae.
AUGGAGGAUGAAUCUCACCAUGAUUUCGGAGGAUCCGGAUCUGGUGCUUCUGCCACUUACCCGAUUCAAUGUUCUGCCCUUAGAAAGAAUGGAUAUGUUCUUCUUAAAGGUAGACCAUGUAAGAUCGUUGAAAUGACGACUAGUAAAACUGGAAAACAUGGGCAUGCUGUAUAUCUUUCUCCUUCUACUCAUAACAUGGACGUUCCAAAUGUUACUCGUGUUGAAUAUCAACUCUUAAAUAUUGAUGAUGGCUUCUUGAGUUUGAUGACAAGUGAUGGUUCCACUAAAGAUGACGUUCGCAAGGAACUUUUAAUUACUAUCAUUAGUGCUAUGGGAGAAGAAGCUGCUAUCUCUUAUAAGGAAGCUCCUAGAUCCUAA